Sesamum indicum (sesame) is the source of this 1251-nucleotide messenger RNA. RefSeq names its product adenylate kinase. The record is from RefSeq and is a predicted model, not a curated record. Lineage: Eukaryota; Viridiplantae; Streptophyta; Magnoliopsida; Lamiales; Pedaliaceae. Gene Ontology annotation, molecular function: ATP binding; AMP kinase activity. Gene Ontology annotation, biological process: nucleobase-containing compound metabolic process.
AAUCACAGCUCUAUUGUUUAACGUAAAGCCUAGAAAACUACACAUCAUUCCUUUUAAAACAUCACUGGACAGAGAGCCGAAAUCUCUUCCUCUCCGCAACCAAACGCGCCGUUUGAAGCCUCCUCCGUGCUACCACCCAUGGCGGCUGUGACCCGCCUCUUCAGAUCUUCUUCGUCGUCCUCCUCCGCCCUGUUUUACAUCCGGAGGUCUCUGUCCACGUCGGCCGCCACCGAAUUAAAAUCCCAAACCUGCCCACCCCGCAUAGAUCCUAAGGGCAGGAAUGUCCAGUGGGUAUUUUUGGGAUGCCCUGGUGUAGGAAAAGGUACGUACGCGAGUCGCCUCUCUGCUCUCCUCGGCGUUCCACACAUCGCCACCGGCGAUCUCGUUCGCGAAGAGCUCUCGUCGUCUGGUCCUUUAUCAAAGCAACUUGCGGACAUCGUGAACCAAGGGAAAUUGGUGUCGGAUGAGAUAAUUAUAAAUUUAUUGUCAAAGAGGCUUGAGAUGGGAGAAGCCAAAGGAGAAUCAGGAUUCAUACUUGAUGGGUUUCCCCGCACAGUACGACAAGCAGAAAUAUUGGAUGAAGUCACAGACAUUGAGCUGGUGGUAAACCUCAAGCUCCCAGAAAAUGUACUACUAGAGAAGUGCCUUGGAAGAAGGAUUUGCAGCCAAUGUGGGAAGAACUUUAAUCUGGCAUCGAUCAAUGUCAAGGGUGAAAAUGGGAAUCCUGACAUAAGUAUGGCCCCUCUUCUACCUCCUUCUCAGUGUGCUUCCAAGCUCAUUACUCGCUCAGAUGAUACUGAGACUAUUAUAAGAGAAAGACUUCGUGUUUACAAUGAAAAGAGUCAGCCGGUGGAGGAUUUUUAUCGCGGCCAAGGGAAAUUGCUGGAAUUUGAUUUGCCUGGAGGCAUCCCAGAGUCCUGGCCGAAGUUGCUAGAAGCACUGAACCUUGAUGAGAAUGAUGAUAAACAGGCUGCCACAGCAUAGAAUCUGAUGGAUGCUUUGCAUGUUUCAUUCACCGCAUGCUUAAAAUUUUGCCGAAAGCAGAACUUUUUUUCAUUUGCUUACUUUCUUUUCCCCAAUAUGGGAGCAAUAACAAAACAAUGUAGUUCACUCGGCCAUUAAUACUGAUGGCUGCAUUUUACAUUUCUAAAUAUUUUAAUUGAUUGUAACAUUAUAGGAAAGAGGGUUGCUGCGAGAGUUUAAUAUUUCUCUUGACGUAAGUGUAAUAAAAAUCUGAAACAGUUAAAGAAA